This is a messenger RNA of Aureobasidium pullulans EXF-150, 408 nucleotides long. Its product is annotated as cytochrome b5. The transcript is spliced from 3 exons. Gene Ontology annotation, biological process: sterol biosynthetic process. Gene Ontology annotation, molecular function: heme binding. NCBI's taxonomy places the organism in Eukaryota, Fungi, Ascomycota, Dothideomycetes, Dothideales, Saccotheciaceae. Gene Ontology annotation, cellular component: endoplasmic reticulum membrane; intracellular membrane-bounded organelle. The record is from RefSeq and is a predicted model, not a curated record. The coding region runs from base 1 to 408 and encodes 135 amino acids.
AUGUCUCAAGAAUUCACCUACUCGGACAUUUCCGAGCACAACACCAAGAAGGACCUCUUCAUGGUCGUUCACGACAAGGUCUACAACUGCACAAGCUUCGUCGAUGAGCACCCCGGUGGUGAAGAAGUAAUGCUCGACGUCGGCGGCCAAGACGCCACCGAAGCCUUCGAAGACGUCGGCCACAGCGACGAAGCCCGCGAAAUCCUCGAGGGCCUCCUCGUCGGCACCGUCAAGCGCCAGCCCGGCGACCCUGCACCCAAGUCCUCCGCCCAGCCCACUUCCACCAAGACAAGCGGUCCCGAUGCCGCCGGUCUGGGUGCCGGUCUUUACGCCAUCCUCCUCGUCGGUGGUGCUUUGGCUUACUUUGCCUACUCUUACCUUCAGGCCAACGGUGCUGACAAGCAGUAA